AUGGACAGAGAUGAGUUGUUUCUAUGCGAGAAAUUAGCCAUUCGGGUGGCCAUAGAGGCCGGUGCUAUGAUUAAGACGGCGUCGGGGCGUCAUAAAGAAGUGACACAAAAGGAUUCAAUCGUCGAUUUGGUGACCGAAACCGAUAAAUCAGUCGAAAGCUAUAUAUUCAAUGAAUUUCGGCGACAUUUCCCUAAACACCGGUUCAUCGGCGAAGAGUCGAGGGGUAAGGAUGAGAGGGGACUGACACCGGAGCCCACGUGGAUCAUAGACCCCAUCGACGGCACCAUGAAUUUUAUACACAACUUUCCCUAUACCUGUGUGUCCAUUGGCUUGACAGUGAACAGGGAGCCAGUGAUAGGUGUUGUCUAUAACCCAUUCCUCGACAAACUCUAUACCGCACGCAAAGGGAUGGGCGCUAAGUGUAACGGCGCGCCCAUACAUGUGCGACAAAACUGCCAGUCCCUGAGCGAUGCGCUAAUGAUUGGCGACCCCAACCCGGCCAAGAGGGACAGGGAUCACCAGAGGGCAGCCCUACAAAACUUGGAGGCUAUUGUUAAGAGCUGCAAAAGUGUCAGAUGUAUGGGAACGGCGGCUCUACAGCUCUGUUAUGUGGCUGAGGGCUGUUGCGAUGGCAACUGGGGGUACGGUAUACAUGUGUGGGAUAUCGUGGCCGCAGGACUUAUAGUGCAAGAGGCCGGGGGUGUAGUGUUGGACCCCGAGGGAGGACCCAUAGACUGGAUGAAUAGACGUUAUUUGGUGGCCUGUUCUCAGGUGAUUGGCCAACAGAUUAGUCAAACACUUCGCGUGCAUUUGGAUUUUGGAAAGGAUUAG
This is a messenger RNA of Oppiella nova, 831 nucleotides long. Lineage: Eukaryota; Metazoa; Arthropoda; Arachnida; Sarcoptiformes; Oppiidae. The record is from the annotation of a GenBank genome assembly.